Molecule: messenger RNA, 854 nt
Organism: Sorghum bicolor (sorghum)
Lineage: Eukaryota; Viridiplantae; Streptophyta; Magnoliopsida; Poales; Poaceae
Product: mitochondrial import inner membrane translocase subunit TIM23-3
Exons: 1
Coding region: 89-745 (218 amino acids)
Biological process (GO): protein import into mitochondrial matrix
Cellular component (GO): mitochondrial inner membrane; TIM23 mitochondrial import inner membrane translocase complex
Molecular function (GO): transmembrane protein transporter activity
Source: RefSeq, a predicted model, not a curated record
AUGCCCGCGCUGCGUCUCCUCUAGUCCUCUCGGUGAUAACGCCUAUCUCUCUGUCCGACCCGAACGCCGGCGUCUCAAUCGAUCGGCCAUGUCGUGCGCCAUCCCUGCAUCCGACCCUCGCGACAGCACCUGGCAGCCGGAUCCGGCCCGGCGCCACGUCGCUCUGCCCGAGUACGGCGGCGGCAUCGCGUUCCCCAGCGUCGUCGCUCUGCCCGAUGAGCACGGCGGCGGCAUCGCGUUCCCCCACCCGGCGUACCGCGCGCUCUACGACCUCCCGACGUCGCCCGAGGUCCUCUUCGAGGAGGAGGCGCACCGGAAGGGGCUCACCUGGGGCGAGGACCUCACCCUGUGCACGGGCGUCGGGUACCUCACGGGCGCCGCGGCGGGCGCCGUCGCGGGGCUUCGCCGCGCGGCCGUCGAGGCGGAGCGCGGGGAGCCGCUCAAGCUGCGCGCCAACCGCGUCCUCAACAGCUGCGGCUCCGUGGGCCGCGCCUACGGCAACCGGCUCGGCGUGGUCGCGAUGCUCUUCUCCGCCACCAAGUCCGGCGUCAGCGCGUGCAGGUCUGGCGCGGACGACUGGAUCAACACCGCCGUCGCCGGGGUCGGCACCGGUGCGCUCUAUCGCUUGCCGGGCGGGCCGCGGUCUGCCAUCGUCGGCGGCAUUGUCGGGGGUCUCCUGUCUGGGGCUACCGUUGUUGCAGGGAGGCCCGUGCUUGGGAAAUUCGCGCCAAAUCUUGGCAUCUGAAAUAUGUGGUGUGCUUAUUACGGUCUUACGGGUGGUGAUGUACUAUUGGAUGUAUAUAUAAUUUGAUUUGAAUAGGAGGAGUGUCUCAAUUUACAUAGAAAGAAUAAUC